AUGGAAUCUUCACCUCCCAUUAUACCCUCGACCGCAGAAGUCAUCUUGUCUAUACCCCCAGAGAUAUCGGCCGACAUCUUCGUGUGGGUCGACAUCAUGAAUGAGCGGCACCGCUGCUUCGAUACACCAUGGAUUCUCUCCCAGGUUUGCGGGCGUUGGAGGGACAUUGCCCUAUCCUUUCCACAACUAUGGUCCCGUGUGCACAUAAUGGGGCGUCGGGAGCGCUUCUCGCCAGGUCGCCUCGCCCAGUUGCAGACCGCCCUUGCUCGUGCUCGAUCAUACCCCCUCUGGAUAGAAUACUUCGAGACAGCAGAUCCCGGCGCUCACAUGUGGACUGUCAUCCUGGCGCACUGCGCCCACUGGAAAACUAUCUCCCUCUCCUUCGUGACUCCCGAAUUCCCCAGUCGCCUUCCAGGCAAUCAACACCUUCCUUUGUUGGAGUCAUUCGACUUCCGCUUCGACCGCUACAUGGUUCGCGGAUGUUCUAUUCAGGAGAAUGCCCUUGACGGGUUCUCUACUGCGCCUCGACUACGGCAAGUUUCACUGUACGGAAUCCGUUCACCGUCUUGCCUCAAGCUACCGUGGUCCCAACUGACUACCAUCGACCUCGCUUGUGGGACAGACCAUGAUGAGAUGCAGAUUCUUAUCAAGUCUUCGAAUCUGCAGCGGGUUCUACUUCUCCUCGAUCACGAGAUUGGUCUUCCUCUCCCAGGGCCAGUCGUACAGUCGUCGUUGCGUUCGAUGGAAACAUGGGAUGUCUCUCCGCUUCAAUAUCUCACUCUGCCCAACCUAGAGGUCCUGAGUGUCGUGUACACCGAUAACCCCUCACCUAUCCCUACUAUCCACUCAUUCGUUUCCCGUUCCCAGUGCGCGCUACGCACUCUUCAUCUCAAUGGUCUAGAAAUCAACGAGGAUCUUCACAAGACACUACUAGAUAUCCCUAGCAUCGAAGAUCUCCGACUAGAAUUCUCCUGUACAGCUCCAGGAAGCUUUGAGGCUUUUAUGCGAUUUCUCGCGUAUCCUAAGGGUAGCCUGUCGGCGGUGUUACCCAGAUUGAAGGAUCUUCAUCUAGUGCACCAUGGGUUUGAUGACCCACUAUUGGAUCAUACUUUUGUCGAUAUGAUUCGAUCAAGACGGUGCGGUCUACAGCCAUUGUUGGCGUUACUGGAGAGUAUCGUCUGCGAGCAUGUCAUUGACGGACUGGAGGCCAGCGAUGUUUCCUUCUUAAGGAAGGUCGAGGAGGAGGGACUGAAGUUGUACGUCAAUGCCAGUUGCGACGUUGAUUACGGCUCCUGUCCCUGGUAA
Messenger RNA from Desarmillaria tabescens, 1305 nucleotides. RefSeq lists its product as uncharacterized. The transcript has a single exon. The record is from RefSeq and is a predicted model, not a curated record. NCBI's taxonomy places the organism in Eukaryota, Fungi, Basidiomycota, Agaricomycetes, Agaricales, Physalacriaceae. Bases 1 to 1305 code for a protein of 434 amino acids.